Molecule: messenger RNA, 2736 nt
Organism: Exophiala spinifera
Lineage: Eukaryota; Fungi; Ascomycota; Eurotiomycetes; Chaetothyriales; Herpotrichiellaceae
Exons: 3
Coding region: 1-2736 (911 amino acids)
Source: RefSeq, a predicted model, not a curated record
AUGGACAGUGCUGAACCCCCCAGUCAUCGAGACAAUGCCAUCUCUGUUGCUGUUCAGGGCCACGAGCCUCAUCGCCUCAGACCUGGUCCGUCCAGCAUGAUAUCACCUCAAUUUACCACGAGUCAGCAUUAUGAUUUGCGAGAUCAGCAGGAUGACCUCCUGGACAGGCUUGCGGGCCAAUAUACCUCUUUCGAAGCCCAUGACAUGCUGGUAAAGGCCUUUGAGAAGACAAUCACAGGAAAACUGUCGGCGAGUUUCAAAGACGGUAUCAGACUCGCUGAAGUUAUCGAAGACGCAAUCAAGCCAAAGAUUGGUAUCACCUUCCUCGCAGGCGCUGACACCCCUCAAGUGAACCAGAUGGAACAGAUCCAGAUGUCCCAGAAAGAGCCUGAUCAGAAGGACGCCUCAUGGCGAGUUAAUACUGCGGGAGCUCUGCUCAAGAAUUUUGACGUUGACAAAUCCAUGUCAAUCAUCGCUACUGACAAUACACCAACAGUGAUUGCUGCGGCACGCCAGCGCAUGAAUGCCACAGGCCCAUUUACUGAUCCUGAUACCCCAUCGAAUCAUCGAGCUCUAGCUCUACGGCGGCAUCAAGAUCGGAUUGUUACUAUACACAGUGACAAUGUCAAGGUCGUCAGCGAUUUGUUCUCUGACAAAUGGGACCUUGAAGGUCUCCUGGUCGAAGUUGAUCAGUCAAGCCUCGUCGCGGUCAUCUUGAACUAUCGGCACAUCAUCAAUCGUGGUGGUUCCAACCUGUCCUGUGGAGAGACAAUCAAGCUGCUUGAUAACAUGAUCGAGGAUGCUCGCAGACUCUGUAUUCGAAGUCCUAUUCUAUUCAGAAUGUCUACUCGAAGGCAUAUCAUCUCAUCCAAGAACACUCGCUAUGGCGUGGACCACGGCACGAUGUUUCAGACAUUGACUACUAGUAGUGGUAUCAAAAACAUUAUUUCCCUGAGCGCGGCCUAUUUCAAUUCGCUAGCUUCCUACAACAGGCAAGAACAACAACUGAUCCGACCUAGGUUUCUCCAGAUGCUGGUGCUCUUACUGUCUCUGCUCAACGACGAUGACCUGAGUGAAUUGGCCGAAUUCCUCGAAGUGACCUAUUCUAUUCAAGCCCACAGGCAGCACAUCGAACUUCUCAUCCUUAAAGUGCUCCCACUCAUGUCGAUAAACUCCAAAAUCUUUCUGCGGUCCCUCAUCAUUGCCUGCGAUGGUCCUCUGGCAAAUCCAGAUCCCGAGCUCUCUGAGCAGCCUCAACUCUGGAGCAUCUUUCUUCAUCAUCUGGUCGACCAUCAAUACCUUCUGCCCGGCACUCUCGAGCAGGUAGGCAGUCCAGAGUGCUCUUGGGUUAUCAAGUGGCCAGAAAAGGGUUACUCUGAUUCCGGCGUUUUCAAGCACCUGCAAUACGCUGGGCCAGCAAGGGCCAUAAAUGAGAUUCCUCCAAUUAAUCUUAGUACGGGAUACACCUCAAACGAAGUGACAAUCAUUCUCACGAAUGGCUGCCGAUACAUUGUUUCGGUGGAAGAUCUGGAAAAUAUCACUCGCAUGACACCGCGGCGUUAUGCGGUCGUUGAAGCGACUCCCGAGGGCAGGUCUUUCAACCUGGACAUAACGGAUGUCCAGGUCAAUGAGCCUCUUUACAGGGCCAUAUGGGAAAUCAAUACCACCCUCAACGUCGUAAAGAGUAUUCUCCCGGCUCGACCAAAACACACAAUGACUGCACGUCUCAACAACAUCAUUGGGGAAAGGAUUCCCCUCUCACGAAGACUCAGCCGAGGAGGGUCACCUAGCGAGCAAUCGCUUCUUCCAGAGAUCCAAGGUUCAGGCCGUUUGACAUAUCACGUUGCGUCCCUCAAUGAGCACAUGCUCGCCGUCACGUACAAGGUGGAGGGACGAAAAAUUACCAGGCGGGAGCUUGUGCGGCACCUGGCGUCGGAUCUUAGUAAGAUGCGCGCUGCUAUCGACGCUAUUGAGAUGACAGUGCAGCAGACAUUUGGCGAGAAGCGCAUGCACGAGCGAAUGCGACAGACGGUGGACAGUAUUCGGGAAAGGCUUGUUGCGGUGUGGCGCCUUUACAGACUCGCGGAAGAAAACAAAGAGAAGAUGGAAAAGUACUCGGCAAAACUGGCAGAUGAGCCAAUAUCAAAGGUUUUAUACCCGAUUGGUGCCGAAGAAACGCCCGUUGCCGUCUGGAACAAUUACAAAGCAUGGCGCGGCGGCAACGGGGAUGUUAUCUACAUCGAAUCUCAGCGUCGUUCUGUCCAUUCGGUCAUACUGUUGAACGAUGGUAUGACUAUGGAAGUUUGUUUCCAUGGACACGAAACGAAAUAUUUCGUCACCCCGCUGACAAAGGUCGAGGACGGCGAACACGAGGAAGAAAUCAAGCCUGAAGACAAUGUCAUUCUCGCAGGCCAAUACCUCAUUGUCGUCGAAAACAACGGGGUAACUUUCACGCCAAAUGAGCUGCCAAAUUCAUCUCAUCGACCUGCCAAGCCAAAGGACGGGCCUUUUGGACCUUCUCAACAUGCGCCGGCAAGGAAUGGGCCUGUCAAUGAGAGGUAUCCCAGGGCAGAAAGGCGAAGUGUCCCGGAAUCCGCUCGAAGAACUCACCGGCCCCAAAUGCAGCUGGAAACGGUUUUGAACUGGUUGAAGGUCACGGGAGUGGAAACUCCGAGGAGGAGGAGAAGACAUCCUCAGACUGACGCUACCCACAUGAUCAUUAGUGCUAUUCGUUGA